GAGAAGGAGAAGGAGAAGGAGAAGGAGAAGGAGAAGGAGAAGGAGAAGGAGAAGGAGAAGGAGAAGGAGAAGGAGAAAGAACAAGGGAAGGGAGACAAAGAGGAAGGAAAAGGUAAACCGGCACAAGGUGAUCCCGAUUAUUCGAGCGAUGACGAUUCGGACGCGGACGACGCGGACUCUGUCUCCGACUCCGACUCUGCCCCUACCAGCAAGUCGCACUUCUCGUUCCACGACGUGUGGGAGUCUGUGGAGGAGGCUACCGAGGAUUUCAUCGAGGAAGUGGAGGAUUUCUUUGACGGGUCGUCCUGA
This is a messenger RNA of Ogataea haglerorum, 309 nucleotides long. RefSeq lists its product as uncharacterized. The transcript has a single exon. Lineage: Eukaryota; Fungi; Ascomycota; Pichiomycetes; Pichiales; Pichiaceae. The annotation marks the transcript as partial. The record is from RefSeq and is a predicted model, not a curated record.